AUGAGGUUGCAAGAACUUCAAGAUGCUAUAAACAAACUUCCAUUGAGACAUCCAGUCGACGUCAAAUUGUAUUGGAGAGCAUCAGAGUUAGGUCAGAAGGUUUUAUAUGAAACAGGUUGCUUUGACGAUGUUUAUGAGAUAACAGGAGAAGUUUCUCAAAAGAUAAGAGACUCACUUGAAUUUCCACGAACUGGACCCAUUGGUUGCGACAAGUUCGACUCAUAUGAAAAGAUAUACUAUGUCGACCUUAACGCUGCGUACAUGAGGUUUGUCCAAUAUAUCCCGACUGGAAUUCCAAACGAAGAUGGUGAGUUCCCGGGAAAGAACUAUACAGUUGGAAAAGUCAUACAACAAAUGUAUGAUAUUAGGAAAGCUUCAAACCCCAAACUUGCAAUGACACUCAAAUUGCUUAUGAAUUCGACAUGGGGAUAUUCCAUUAAGAAACCUCAAAAGAUGAAGAGUAAACACUAUGAGAAGGUCGACAACUUUGUUGAAAGGUUUUCUCCUUUUGUUUUGAAAUACGAGUUCACCGAAGGUCAAAAUGGCUUAGUAACCACAGUAAAACCUAUUGUCGAACAUUGGUCCUACCCUCAGUUCGCAAAGGCAGUCCUCGACAACUACAACAAAUUCUUCUCGGAAGUUAAAUCCAAAGUGAAGGUAUACUAUGAGAACAUCGAUGCACUCAUGACGAACGAAGAAGGAUACAACAAACUCAUUGAAAUGGGAAUGGUCGGUGAAAAGAUGGGCUUUUUUAAGCUAGACAAGGUAUUUUCCGAAGUUCAUGUCCUCUCCAAACGUAAGUACUGGGGAAUACUUGAAGACGGCACAGAAAUAAAACAUUGCAUGAAGUAA
This is a messenger RNA of Trichomonas vaginalis G3, 852 nucleotides long. RefSeq names its product DNA/RNA polymerases family. Lineage: Eukaryota; Parabasalia; Trichomonadida; Trichomonadidae. The record is from RefSeq and is a predicted model, not a curated record. The transcript has a single exon. The coding region runs from base 1 to 852 and encodes 283 amino acids.